Messenger RNA from Iphiclides podalirius (scarce swallowtail), 867 nucleotides. NCBI's taxonomy places the organism in Eukaryota, Metazoa, Arthropoda, Insecta, Lepidoptera, Papilionidae. The record is from the annotation of a GenBank genome assembly.
AUGCGCUGGUGUCUGUCGAGCCUACGGGAACUCACGCGCGCUAAGUCGAGCCACGUCACCCAUCCAAGCAUGACGGUCACCGUCUCCCCCGACCGUCACGCGGGGGGCGCGCAGCGCUGGGGCCCUCCGCGGAGUGUCACCCUGAAAAGGAGCCCUGGAUCACCUUUGGGGGUCAGCAUUGUCGGCGGCAAGGUCGAUAUAAUAUCACACCAGAACACCGCUAACGGAGAUGACAAAGCCAUAUUCGGGAUAUUCAUCAAGAAUGUCGUUCCCGACAGUCCGGCCGGCCUCUGUGGAGAACUGCAGACCGGUGACAGGAUCCUGGAGGUAGACGGGGUGUGCGUUAGAACCGCCCAGCAUGAGAGAGCCGUGCAGCUUAUAAAAGCUGCCGGUAACACCGUAACCCUCACCGUACAGAGCUUGAUAGCGUGGAAUACCGACUCAUCUGACGUGGACGCAUCGCCAGCGCCAUCACGGAAACCUUCGCACAAGAAGACGCCAGCGCCAAAACCGAUAGACCGAGCACCGAAACAUGACAUUAAGAUAACAGUGACUUCGGAAGCCGGCACAGAGAAAGAGGGGGUAAUAGACUCGGAGAAAGAGACGAAAGAGAAGGGAUCAUCGGAGACGGAAUCCUCUAAGCCAGUCUACUCAGACUCUGAUAGCAGCGACGAAGAGGAUGUACGGGAACUAAGCGGCAGAACCUACACAGAAAAGGGUGUUGAGAUCGAUCGCGCGUCCGCCGGAGCGAUCAAGCGCACUAGAGAAGAGAAGGAAGCAGACCCAGAGGAAGAAGAUGACUUCGGCUACACAGCAAUAGUACAGUACAGUGGUGACAGCCAAGUCGACUUGCCACUGUCCGACGGU